Cladocopium goreaui is the source of this 5220-nucleotide messenger RNA. NCBI's taxonomy places the organism in Eukaryota, Dinophyceae, Suessiales, Symbiodiniaceae. The record is from the annotation of a GenBank genome assembly.
AUGUUCUUUGUUCUGGCGCACCUCUUUGUCCUGGUGUACCUCUUGGUGAACCUCUUUGUGAUCGGCGACGGCCAGUACCACACAGAGGAGAGCAUCGCGCAGAAGGCGCGCACAGGCCCGACGUGCCUGGUUUUGCACAGAACUGGACAGUCGCUUCUCAACACGAAGCAGUUGGGAGUGGUCUACAGAACCUUGCAAAAUCACCACUCAGGCGACAAGUCUUUCCUGCGCCGGAUUGCGAGCGCAAUGACCUCCUCUACGGCGACAGGAUGGCUUUGUGGCACGUGCCGAAAAAUGAGAUCGCCCAAUGCGUGGUACUGCGACCUAUGUGGAAGCUCUUGGGAAGAAUGCGCUGUUCCUACAGCCAACCAGAGCAGUUCUACAUGGGCACAGCCGAACAAGAAACAAAGAGAGAAGAGCCAAAAACAAAGAAGACCAAGAUCGCGAAAGAAGAAUCACCAAUGGGAGCAACAAGCACCCUAUGGUCAAUCGAGUUCAUGGGGAGGUGGUCCAUGGUCCACGACCUAUGUCACAGACAAAGGGCAGGGCAAGGGUGCACAACAGAUGCAAGUUGCUUCACCGCCGCCGCCGCCCCCUCCAAUGCUGGCGCCGGUACCUGCACAAUGUCAUGCACCAUGGAUGCCACAACAGAUGCCACAGCAAUUGCCCCAUAUGAACAUGAUGCCCUUCAUGCCGCCUCAGUUGGAUCAACAGGUGAUGCAGACUGUUCCACAGCAGGCUUCUAUGAAUACCCUAGACGACUAUGAGGACAGCUUGAAAGGGAAAGUAGAGCUGGAGGAGUUCCUGCCUCGCACCCACUCCCUCGAAAACGAGCAUUUGGCGCCUAUCUUCUACAAAUGGCCGAAACGACCCCUGCCAGAGCAACCACCUGAAGCAGGCCGUCACCAAGCCCCAAGAUCUUCCGCUGGCAGCUCAAGUCACAGACACUUCCUGGACAGGAUCCUCCCUGAUGACCUGCCGGCGUACAUACAUCAUUUGCAGACUCUGUGGAGAGACGAACUUUUACGACUUCCAGCAGAACAGCAAUAUCGAUUGAGAACAUGGUACAUCCACCACUUGCAUCAGCCCAAAUGCCGUACGCCAAGAGCUGUCAAGCUCACGCAUGAUCCAGAGUCAUGGCAUCAGGGUCUACUUGCAGCUUGGCGAGAUCAAAUUCAUGAUGAUGAUCUCCUGACUAUUGCUGUGGUAUUCCCUCGUGUCCGAGAUCAAAACCCGAAUGAACCGACACAGGCUGAUGUGAUGCUGAUCCAAGGCCAACAAGAUGGAGCACAUGCACUUCGAGGAGGAGUUACCACAGUAUACCUUCCUGGAGAUGAUCGCUAUUAUAUUGGAGCUGCUUCCUAUGCACGACACCUCAGUGGGAUUGGCAUCCUUGAGGGGGCAGAUGCAGCCGAUCUGCUCCAAACCCAUGCAUGCGACAUCUUUCAUGGAGGUACUGCAAUACCAUCCACAUCGACUCCAGUGCAUUGGACAAUGAAUGGUUACUCCUUUGUCGCCGUCUUCCAUGACCUCACCGGCUCGCGCGCGACAUCGUCGACGCAACGUGAUCCGAGCACGGAGAUCGCAAUACCGUCUCCUGGUCUCUCGCAACCAGCGCCAGACGAAGGAGGAGAAGAAGAAAGCCCACGAGUCUCGACUUCAAGUUUUGACGAGGAAGACCUACAAGGCCUACAAGUUUUCAGACUUGGACAACCCGGACAACAACCUGGGCACCAUUGCUUUGUCAGAUGGAGAUCGUACAACAUGAUUCUCUUUGACACCCUGCACUCCCUGGGCAUUCACAGAGACCGGGCAAGGAUUGCAAAGAGGUUGCCAAGAUUCCUGAGCCGCCCUUCCUUGAUCAUGCAGCUGCACCUACAGGCACCCUGUGAAGACAGUCCUGAUUCAUGCGUCUUCCAUUUCAACAAUGACUUGUGGAGUGAUGAUGACCUCUUUCCACGUGAAUUGCAGCAUGGCACAUAUUUGCGUGUAGACGUCACGGCAGAUCCACCAACAAGAGCAUGCGCCCCAGCAACGUCCUCACGGGUCGAAGUCCCUGCUGGACCCAGCAGACCUGAUCCCCGCGGUGCUGUUGGGUCGACUGAUGUGUCAUCGUUCAUGCAAAGGUCUCCAACAUUGACAGAUGAUUCAAAAUUGCUCAUGAGCCACAGUGCCACCUUUCCAAGCCUAGCGGGCAGACAGGGGCCUGGUACUGGUCGCCAUCACAACUCAAGGCGAAUUGUUCAAGAACAGCACCAUUCAUGGAUGCCCCAAGCCAAAAUGAAGUUCCGCGAGUGUGCUGCAGUUGAAUUUGAUGAUGAAGGUCCGGUACUUUAUUGGACGACUUGGUUUCUUCAUCACCAACGCUACACAAAGAGUUUUGAAUCGCGCAUUUUGCGCCUUGAUGCAGCACAUCGUUUCUGGUUUGAAGAACUAUGCAAUCUUUGGGUGGAUGCAAUGGACCCAAAUCGACCUGCCAGAGUUGCUUUUGUGCACCCAUCACCACCAGAAGCAGAAGACAGUCAACAUGUGGGACAUCUCAUCCUGGUCCAAGGACAAGGAGCAGAACAUCCAGUCCUCCUCACCGCUCUCUUCGACCACGCAGUCCACAGACGCGUCUGGCAUUUGGCAGCUCUACAGCCGAACUAUGUGAGUCAAGAUGUCAUCUUAGAAGAUCUUGGCAUUGCACGAUGGUGCAACACUAGGAGGUGUCGACUGCAAGUUGGAGACGUACAUCUAGGGCCCUUGGAUCUUGUCCAACUGCAAGAUGGAGAAAGCAUUGUCGUCACCAUCUCAAGCAUGCAGCAGGUGACCACAGAGAAUGAUGUGUCCUCCCUCAUGCAGAAGCACAUACAGAUUACGAGGAAAACACCAUCAGAUAGUCCCAGACAGCUGAUGCAAGCGGCACCCCAAGCGAGUUCUACAAUGCAGAGCUGUGGAAACUCUCAAUUGAAUCCCAAUGCUCCGGCAUUUGACCCGCGACAGCCAGAUCUACGUACACUUCCAGAGUUCCAAGCAGAUCUAUGGGCUCAUUGGGAUCAGGAGGCUUUCGCCUGGGAGGAUGAAGAACGGUCAUGUACUAUACUUACAUGGUUCGUUGAUCACACUUGGCAAUGGCCACACUGCGAUCUACCUCGAAGACUACAGCUCUACGAGGACUACCAGCAAUGGGAAACCCACAUCCUAAACAGAUGGCAGGAUGUCAGAGACCGCAGUGCCAAUUACGAGAUCUAUGUGGUAGACCCCAGACCACCAUCGCUGGAUAAUGACAUCGCAGCCCAUGUCAUCAUUAUCCAGCGACCUCAUGUGGCUUGGAUCACCAACUUGGCCACCAUCAUAGAUGAGACACAAGCACAACAGCAACCUGUUGGCCAAAUCGCCAUCACUACGCACGAACACGUACGAGCCGAGAACAUUCUGAUUGCCACAUCGCUUGAAAGAGUUUGCCUACAACCACCUGCUCCCCUACGGUGCCAGGUUUGGUUUCAAGGAUUCCAACUCCCCAUGGGCAUUCUGUUCCCCGGUCGCAGUGGCACAGGCAUCGAGAUUCAUCUAUGGCCAGUCAUGCCGGCGAUCCCCCAAACUGAAGGACACAGUUUGCUUCAAAUCCACAGCAGCAGACGCAGAGAGGAAGAGCGCCAAACAGGCAGUGCGGUGGCUCAUGCCUGCCGGCCUUCCCCUGUCAAACUACAGCUGUCAGACCUCCUCGAAGAUGAUAAGGCAAGCACUUUUGAAGGCCGUUCUUGGGGAGUGAAGCUUCAGUCUGGACAUGAGGAUAUUGUCGUACCAGAGUACAUCGAAGUUCUUCUGCCUGCUGACACUGAAUGGUCUUGUGUUGAACAACGUCAAAGAGCUCGUGAUCGUCUUGCAGAAAUCGCAGUACCACCAUGGAAGACGGACAUCGAACUCCAUGAAUUAGCUGUGAGACAACAGCUCCAAAAGGCAGUCCAGCUCGAAAGUAAGCAGACCAAAUCAAGACCCAAAAAGGCCUACGUUGACGAUGCGAUCUGGAGCAUUCGUAUGAAGCUUCUACAACAUCGCAAGAGGCUCAAACAAACCCGGAAGGGACUUGCUCGUGUGGCUGCCAAGCUGAAGGAGUUGGCCGAGGCCACUCCAGGCAGUCCAGAGGCCACUGGGCCACUGGGCUCGGGAUCGAAGAUGAUCAACAGGAGAUUUCAAGGACUUUGCUGCAUGGAGGGCUACCCUGCAGAAGCCCACGAUGGACUGAUUUCCUGCUUGCAGGUGGAUGAGGAGGCACGUCCCACCUUCGCAGACCUCGCUGAGCACUUUGAGCAAGUCAUUCGCCUGGAGGCCCAACGUGCUGAAGAGCUGGCCCUUCACACGGCCCGAGCACGUGAGGCGGAAGAGGCGAAGAAUAAGAAGGAGGUUGCAGAAGAGAUUCCACAGGAGGAGGCCAUGAAGCUGCUCAGUGUGCUGCUGGUGCCCGCCUUAGCCGUGCCGUCCUGCCUGAAGGAAGGGACUCUGGGGAAAGAUCCCUUUCUUCCAGCACCCAGCAUGUACGUGGCCAAUUGGGCUUCCUGCGCUCAGAACUGCGAGAAGAGUUUGCUGUGCAAAGAGUUCUCCUAUAAGGAAGAUACGGCGCCCAGUAAAGGCGGAUGUUGGCUCUUCAACAAGGCGAAUGUCAACUUUGAUGAGGAUGCCAAGGCUGUGACAGGCGACAAGACUUGCCAAGACACUGAGGCCAGCGCCGCCGCCGCCGCGGCCGUGGCCGCCGCAGCGCAGACGGGUCCGGCGGCGCUGUCGGACGCGGCGGAUGCCACGGUGGAGGGAGCGGCGGCGAGCAUCACACCGGAUGGCGGGAAGCAAAAGUCCAUGCUAGCCGGAUCUUCUGGCCAAGAUCAUACCGUUCUCUACUGCGUGCUUGGUGGAGCGGCUGCAGCCGCACUGAUCGCCGCCGGCGGUUACGCCAUGAUGCCCGGGCAGAAGGCCCGCAAGAAGCGCACGCGCACGGCGCCCGCGGCGCCCGCAGCGCCUUCCCCGGAAUCGACGGCGGAGGAAGCACCGGCGUUGGAGAUGCAAGCGCCUGGGGCUUAUCUGUUGCCACAGGCAGGCUUCGUACCCCAGGCCUUCCAGUACUCACAGGGGCAGUACAUGGCCUACCAGCCGGGAACAUUUCAGGCCUAUCAACCAAUGGCUUACCAACCCAUGGCUUAUCAGCAGCCCAUCAUGGAGCCCACGACCUACAUGCCCACAGCAUAG